Molecule: messenger RNA, 1526 nt
Organism: Phycodurus eques (leafy seadragon)
Lineage: Eukaryota; Metazoa; Chordata; Actinopteri; Syngnathiformes; Syngnathidae
Product: zinc finger protein 771-like
Exons: 4
Coding region: 205-1485 (426 amino acids)
Biological process (GO): regulation of transcription by RNA polymerase II
Cellular component (GO): nucleus
Molecular function (GO): DNA-binding transcription factor activity, RNA polymerase II-specific; RNA polymerase II transcription regulatory region sequence-specific DNA binding
Source: RefSeq, a predicted model, not a curated record
GUCUCGGCCGUAACCACAGGCGUUUCCAUGUGCUGCGCUAAAAAAAUAAAAAAUAAAUCCUGAAUUUGAACCAAACGUGCUGAAUCCUCGUCAUAGUAAGCCCAUCACUACUUUACUGGACUAAAACAACAUUCGUUCAAUCUUGGUGUUCGGUUAAAGUCUUCUCGGUGCACGGUGAAGCUUCUCGGCCUAGCUUAGCUUAGCAUGCUAACAAAGAGACGCGUUUUUUUGUUUUUGUUUUUUUGUGAGCAACCUUUAGCAAAACCGAGAUCAAGUGUGAGCGUCGUGUUCAUUUUCCGCCAACUACUAAGCGUAAAGUGUUGUGGUCGUCAUGUGAAAAUGUGUGCAAGAAGGACAGCAGAGUAUGAGGAGGAACUUUCUGGACCAAAAGAGCCACAACAUCAACUACUGGAUGCUGUUUUCAAUCUGCAGCCUCGAACUGUGCUACGCAGAGCAGACAUCAGUGAAGAUCUUCGUCAUGAGUGUCGGGAGCCAGAGCCCCUUUACAUUAAAGAGGAAGUGGAGGAUGAAGCGCACCCCCACAUCAAAGAAGAAGAGGAAUUGAAGACCACUUCCAUUAAAAAAGAGAAUGAAGAAGUGCAACCCCACAUCAAACAGAAAGAGGAGUGUAUCGCCAAGUUUCCAUCGACUAGUGUCCCUUUGAAGAGUGAAGAUGAAGGUCGACGUGAGGAGAGCAGAAGCAGCUCAAGUCGACACAUGACAACAGAAGGUGAUGGAGACCACUGUGGAGGAUCACAAGCAGAAGGCCUCUUAGCUACACAAUUAGAUAGUGACGACAUGACGUCUCACUCUCCUCACACUGAUGAUGAUGAUGAUAAACCGUCUGAAGGUGAUAACAAACGCUGGAAAUGUUCUCAGUGUGGGAAAACCUUUGCUUAUAAGAGCAGUUUGAAACAACACACGAGAACACACACCGGAGAGAAAGCUUUUGCCUGUUCAGAUUGUGGUAAAAGAUUCUCCUAUAAGGGAGACUUGACAAGGCACACCAGAACGCACACUGGAGAAAAACCUUUUGUCUGCUCAGUUUGUGGUCAAAGAUUCUCUGAGAACGGAAAAUUAACAGUACACGCAAGAAGACACACUGGAGAAAAACCGUUUGCUUGCUCAGUUUGUAGUCAAAAAUUCUCUGCAAAGGGAAAAUUAACAAUACACACAAGAACCCACACUGGAGACAAACCUUUUUCCUGCUCAGAUUGUGGUCAAAGAUUCACUCAGAAAGGAACCUUAAAAAUACACACAAGAAUGCACACUGGAGAGAAACUUUUUUCCUGCUCAGAUUGUGGUCAGAGAUUCACUCAGAAGGGAGCCUUAAAAUUACACACAAGAACACACACUGGAGAGAAACCUUUUUCCUGCUCAGUUUGUGGUCAAAGAUUCUCUCGUAAGGAUCGCCUGAAGACACACAAGUGUGCUGUGUCUGCCGUGUGCACCCACGCGUGGUGCACGGACCGAGGCAUCGGCUAACCGCUCUGCUACCCCCGGGCCAGCACACCAGUGAUGGGGCC